AGCAGGCCGAGGGGGGGGGGGCCGCCGCGCCUGCCGCGCGAGCGGGAUGAGCGCCGUGUACCUGGAGCACCGCGACGCCCACCACGUGCCAGGCGCGCGCACCCCGGCCGAGGUGAUCACGGGCGCUGCCGCGCGCUCCCGCGGCCGAGGGCUGCGCAGGCGCUGGCGUCUUGCGACGCGGUGCUGAUCACGGCGGGCGCAGGCAUGGGCGUGGACAGCGGCAUGCCCGAUUUCCGCGGCUCCACGGGCCUCUGGAAAGACAGAUCGUUGGCCCUCACCUACGAGGAGAUGAGCGACGACAGGUGGUUCUCAGAGGACCCCCUGUUCGCGUGGGGGGUGAACUACACCCAGAUGAUGAUGUACAGGAACACCCGGCCACACGCAGGGUACGAUGUCCUGCUGCGGUGGGCGGAGUGGCUGCAGAAGCCCUACAUGGUUUUCACGUCCAACAUCGACUCCCACUUCGAGAAGGCUGGGUUCCCCGAGGACAAGGUGGUCGCGUGCCACGGGGACAUGCACCACCUGCAGUGCGUCGAUCGCCAGUGCCGCUCAGGGGAGCCCAGCGGCGAUGGCGACGUGUGGAGCGCAGACUGCAUCCCAGACGGGCUGGACGAGGAGGUAGACAAAGAUGCGCUUCGCUUCCGCAGCGAGUCGGCGUUGGACCUGCCAGCGUUCCACUGCCCGCGGUGCGGCAAGCUUUCUCGGCCCAACGUGUGGUUCUGCCAUGACAGGAACUACCAGGCGCGGAAGUCCGCAUCGGCGAGGAGGGACGCGUUCAACGAUUGGCUGGCGUCCCUGGCGGAGACCAAGAAGAAACUGGUCGUUGUCGAGUGUGGCGGCGGCAUGGCGAUCCCGACCGUGCGCGUGGAGUCAGAGGACGCCGUGGAGAACUCUGGCCCAGGAUCCUUGCUCUUGCGCCUCAAUCCGACCGACUGUAAGGUCCCCGCUGAACGCGGCGUCGGCAUCCCCUUGGGCGGCCGCGAAGGGCUCCUGCGCAUCGACGCCGCCCUGAAGACACGCGUGCGGCACCGGUGCAGCCCACAGCCGCCAGGGCACGAGGC
Molecule: messenger RNA, 1061 nt
Organism: Prorocentrum cordatum
Lineage: Eukaryota; Dinophyceae; Prorocentrales; Prorocentraceae
Source: the annotation of a GenBank genome assembly